Dreissena polymorpha is the source of this 3042-nucleotide messenger RNA. RefSeq lists its product as uncharacterized. Lineage: Eukaryota; Metazoa; Mollusca; Bivalvia; Myida; Dreissenidae. Bases 178 to 2301 code for a protein of 707 amino acids. The transcript is spliced from 2 exons. The record is from RefSeq and is a predicted model, not a curated record.
GAUAAUGCUGAUGUUGAUACAAACGAGCGAAGUGAUCCGGAAGUGUCGGAACAUAUAGUUUACACUUGUAGAGGAAUUAAAACACAUUUUAAAGAAGCAAGUAUUCCAAAUCAGGUGCACACUAAACAUUUAUAUAGCAGAGUUAACACUACUGACGAUAACGUGAAAGUACAUUCCAUGGAACUCAGACAGUUUCCAAACACUAAUGAACAUUUAAUGAAAUUAAGUGACACUGAAAAGUCUAUUUUUGUGUCGGAAGUAUUAGCCGAUAUAGGGAUUACCGAAGAAAUAGUAGAAACAAGAAGAAACACAUGGCUGGAAAUAGAAAGCAUUAAUACCCUAUAUUGGCGCCUUAAAGAUGCUAAUGUGACAUGUUAUCAUUUUGGCAGUCAAUCUGAGGGAACGACUACUUUUGGGUUAGAAUCAGAUGUAGACAUCUUGAUUGCCCAGAAUGACUACAGGAUCAUUCUGGACAGUAAUGAAUGGAAACAAGGCUUCGAUACUCUUGUGGUUCACAAACAAGAAGAUACUUCUCCAGGAUACUGUAAACUGUUAGCCAUGAAUAGUCAAGAACCCAUUUUAAUGACCGAGGUUGAAGACGAUGAGAUGUACGAACAAGGUGAAGAUGGUAAAGUGUAUCUAAAAUGCGCCUUUCUGCAAGAUCAUGUACAUGUCAAUUCGGGUGAACAAGUUCAUGGACCGGCCUGUAAUCGAAUGAGUGCUGAAAGAGGUAUUGAUGAAGACUAUGUCAAUGCAUAUUAUUGUGCCCACCUUCCAUCGGAGGCAAUGGGUUGGAUAGAUAGAACAAAAGAUAAACCUUGGCCAAAGGAUGAUGUACGGAAACGGGUUAUUCAAAGUGGUUGCUUUAUAGUUGCAGUUGGACAUAAACAGAGCAAAGACUCAAGGACUGAGUUCAGGAUGUCUACCACAUUGGGAGAACGGAUACUAAUGUUUGACAUGAACAUUUCACAAAUAAAGUGUUUUGUUCUUAUGAAAAUGCUCAUGAAGACCAUUGUAAACGAACAUUACAAGGACGCUAUAAAGAGUUUCUACUGUAAAACAGCAUUGUUUUUUGUAACAGAGCAAUAUGGGAAAGAAAUGUUUAGAGAAGAAUGUAUAUUGGAAUGUCUAAUAAAAUGUUUACAAUUGAUCUACCAAUGCCUCAAAAAUGGAUACAAUCCCCAUUAUAUGAUUGAAAGUCUUGAUAUGUUUGAAGGCAGAUUAGAUGCCACCCUUAGGGAAAAGGUUGGAGAGUGUCUCAAUGAUAUCAUGGCUAAUCCUAUUGUAGCCUUGCUUAAUAUACCGUUUGAUGAUUAUGGAAGUAAACUCUAUAAGAGAAUUAGGAACUCUAAUACUGAUAUAUCUGAAAUACAGGACAGCAUCCGUUCGAAAACUGGGAACUUUCUUUCUAGAGCUUUCGUUUUGUGGGGGCUUAUAGAGCCAUCGUUAUACGAAGAUCCGUUGGAUAUUGAUCUAGAACAUCAAAUAGAAUCAAACAAGGAAAAACUAUCGCGUUGUAAAAUAUUGCACACACAAGGGGAUGGUUUCAUGCAAAAGGCAACGAGGCGAUAUAUAUUUAUAUUGCGAGCUAAUUUAAGCAUGCUUAUGUCAGCCGAAGCAAUUCAGAAAAAAUGCAAACUGUCUGAUUCUGUUUUACAAAGCCUCAAACAAGGAUCUUCAACCGACGCUGUUGCUGGUCGUCUGAAGUAUGCUACCAUUCUUAUGUGUGUGGGUGACAUAACAGGAGCAUAUGAACUUUUGAAAGAAGUAGAAACAGCGUACAGCGACCUCGCUGUGGUAUCGGUAUGUACCUGUUCAGAACUUGUUGAGUAUUUACCGAAUUCUGGAUUAAAAGAAAAGGCAUUAACAUUUAUAAAUACAGGAGUUUUAUAUGACCAUUUCUGUUAUUGCUUACUUUUUGUUGAAACACUGAAACCGUGUUUUCCAAGUGGAUGGCUUGAUGCAAUAUUCCGACCAAUAAAAUCAGAUGAGCAACAGUACAAUGCGGAUGACGUAAUGGAAUAUGUGAGCUUGGAUCCAAAGCCAUAUUUCUAUUUCAUGGAACUGAUGAUACAACAGGAAUUAAACAAUCAAACCAAAGCACUAACAGCAUUCCAGAUGCUCGAAAAAUGUGUUUCAGAGGAACCAUUGUUUCACAAGGAUACGGCACUGUUUCUACUCAGUCAUGCUUUACAAAUGAACGGAAAAGUUGAAAAGUCAAAGAUUAUUUAUGAUGAGGCCUGUUGCUUAAGAAAACGUAAUACAGGUUAUACGAGCUCUCAUGUGAGAUAUAAUAAUUAGCAAGAGAAAACUGAAAAAACAGCGAAUUUACAGACCAAACAUUAUUUAGUAUCAUUUCCAUAAGUUAAUUUAUAUUUGCAUAAAAGGAAAAACAGACAUUAUGCAUUGAAUUCUAAUAGCAUGAAUAUUGCGUAUUAGGACGCAUCAAACGCACGGACCAGAACUAUGCUUGUAACAUGUUUAUUACUUUCAAUUGGGAAUACAUUUAAGAUGGGUAGUAAUAAAAACUUUCAGCGUAUCAUUUACCUUUAAAAUUUAACAACGAAGCACAUUCAUAUGUAUACAUAAAAUAUGUACUGUAGCUGUAAUUGCAUGUCAUUAAAUUCAUAUUGGUAUACGAACAUCAAAGGCAGUAUACUGUUUGUCAUGAAUACCUUUCAUACACGGUAAUUACAUCCUGUAUCGACUAUCUACUGGUAUACACAAGGACUGUAUUGAAUUUUAUGGUGAACCCGGUUUCUAAUCAUAUCAUUUAAAGGAGAAAAUAUUACAUUAUUGAAUUAAAUCAAUAAGAACCGUAAAGUGCGUAACGUGAGAUGUUAUUAUUUCAUUGUAAAUUGAUAUAUAUUAAUACAGUUUUACAUUGGCGGCGAUAUGAUCCGGUGUAAAAUUGUCAGGAAAAAAAAUGCGGAAAUAGAGAUCAUCUGUAGAGUUUGCUUAUUGUUUGCUGUUUCCUAUUUACUGAGCAAUGAAAACAAUGGUCCAGUUAAUGCUAUAAUUCAGGAUAAUCAUUUAGUAAAG